Ooceraea biroi (clonal raider ant) is the source of this 2582-nucleotide messenger RNA. RefSeq names its product cytochrome P450 307a1. Gene Ontology annotation, molecular function: heme binding; oxidoreductase activity, acting on paired donors, with incorporation or reduction of molecular oxygen; monooxygenase activity. The record is from RefSeq and is a predicted model, not a curated record. NCBI's taxonomy places the organism in Eukaryota, Metazoa, Arthropoda, Insecta, Hymenoptera, Formicidae.
AAGCGUCCCUUCGUUUGCCCAGUCUGGGCCCAGGAGGCCGCGCGGGCCCUACCGACGACUCCCCUCCCCCUCGCCCUUUCUCCCCUUCUCCCGUUCCACUUGUCCGUACCACCUAAUGCUGCUGCUCCCUGCCUCCAUCGCCUUCGGGGCCCUUUUCCUCCUCCCCCUCUUCCCCGGAGGUCCCACGAUCAUCCCUCCGUCGAUGCGUUCGCUUCUCUCCGGCCCUUCUUCCUCUGGCCUGCGCAUCUGCGACGGGCCCUACGCCAGCCCGUACGCGAGUGAGUACGUCUCUUCAGGUUUUCUUGAAAUUCGUCUCCGUUGAAACAGAAGAGUACGGCUCUCGCUCGAUCCGUACGAGUGUGUCCACCACCACCUCCUCCUCCUUCUCCUCCUCCUCCGCCUCCUCUUUUUCCUCCUCUUUCUCUUCUUCCUCUACCUCCAUCGCCACCUCCUCCUCCUCCUCCUUCUCUUCCUUCUCGUGCUGCCCACUUCGUCUCAACACGAAUCCAUAUGUAUGGGGUUGAGGCGCACAGUCGACGUAAAUGUGCUGACUACAUUACGCCCGGCUAUAUAAGAUAGCCGGGCAACCAUCCUAUCCCCACAGACCGAGCCAGAUCGGCGGACCGUUCACAGACGGGCCACAAGGAGCUUGCGUCCCGAUCGGUCGUUUCGCCGAUACUCGUACUUGCGGUGGAGAUAUCACAUCCGAGGUUGUUCCGGGGGAGAAUCGACGCUCAUUGGAGAAACGAGCAGGAGACCGGCCGCGACUGGAAUCGAGGAGUCGUCCCGUUGACGAAUCAGCCCGAUCAUCCAGAUCCACGUGCUUCGAUUCAAGCAAGAAUCCAUCUACGAGAGAUCUAAACAGGCAGUUCUGCAAAUCGGGUAACCUCCAGUGUGCUUUGACAGCGAGUCACCGUCCAUCGGGAGCUAUCAAGAAUCGUUGAAAAACAUUCUGCCGGAUCGUUAUAGAAAGGGGAGAGAGUGACAGAGAGAGAGAAGAAGAAGAAGCGAAAGGUUCUCUGUGUAGAAGGUUCUCUGAAGAAAUUUGUGAUUGUGCCUGAAGGAUGAUUUCUAUCAGCGCCACGACGUACUUCCUGCUCGCCGUCACUCUGGUGGCCUUGAUCUUGAUUCUGAUCGACUACAUCAGGUCGAAGAAGGCGCCGAAGAAGUUGUAUGGCGAUGAGCCGUCUGCUCUGCCGGAUCCACCUGGCCCCAAGCCCUGGCCGGUUCUGGGCUCACUCCACAUUUUGGGACGUUACGACGUGCCCUACAAGGCCUUCGCCGACCUCGUCAAGAUCUACAAUAGCCCGGUGAUCAAGCUCCAGAUGGGGUCCGUGCCGUGUGCCGUUGUCAACGGGCUGGAGAACAUCAAGGAGGUCUUGGUCACUAAGGGUCACCACUUCGAUUCCAGGCCGAAUUUUGUCAGAUAUCAUCUCCUCUUCUGCGGCAACAAGGAAAAUUCUCUGGCGUUCUGCAACUGGUCGGAGGUCCAAAAAACCCGGAGGGAGAUGUUGCGAGCGCACACUUUCCCGCGCGCCUUCACCACGCGAUAUAACCAGCUGAACAGCAUUAUCGGCACCGAAUUGGAGUCGCUGAUCGAUCACUUGGCUGUCGUCUCCGGCGUGAAUCUGCAUGUCAAGCCGCUGAUCAUGCACACAUGUGCGAAUGUCUUCAUCAAGUACUUCUGCUCGCGAAGCUUCAGUCUCGGACACGGUCCAUUCCGCGCUAUGAUCGAGAACUUCGACAAGGUGUUCUACGAGGUGAACCAGGGUUACGCCGCGGACUUUAUCCCGUUCCUCAUGCCGUUGCACCAAAAGAACAUGACCAGGAUGGCGAAUUGGAGCCACGCGAUCAGAAAGUUCAUGGAGGAGAACAUCAUCGGGGAACGUCUGAAUGGCUGGGAAUCGGUCAUACCUGAAGAAGAUUACGUGGACUGCCUGAUCAAUCACAUCAAGACCAACGCGGAGCCUAGGAUGACCUGGGACACGGCAAUGUUCGCGCUGGAAGACAUUGUUGGUGGUCAUUCAGCAGUCGGCAAUCUUCUCGUCAAGAUCCUGGCGUACCUGGCCACCCGACCACACGUGCAGAGAACGGCGCAGGCGGAGAUUGACGGAGUCGAGACCUCGGGCAGGUUCGUCGGCCUGGAGAACCGGGGAAACAUGCCGUACACGGAAGCCAUCAUCCUCGAAGCGAUCCGGCUGAUUGCCAGUCCGAUCGUGCCACACGUGGCUAAUCAGGACAGCUCCAUAGCUGGGUACAAGAUCGAAAAGGACACGUUCAUCUUUCUGAACAACUAUGAUCUGAACAUGUCGACGGAACUGUGGACCUUUCCUGACGAGUUCAUGCCGCAGAGAUUUGUGCAGAACGGCAGACUUCUGAAACCAGAGCACUUCCUGCCAUUCGGCGGCGGUCGGCGUUCCUGUAUGGGCUACAAGAUGGUCCAGUACAUCAGCUUCUCGACGAUAGCCACUCUAUUGAAGAACUUCAAUAUACUGCCAGUGGAAAAGGAGACCUACAAGAUCCCUAUCGGUAAUCUGGCGCUUCCGGAGAACACUUUCAGCUUCCGCUUCGAGAGACGGUAG